Molecule: messenger RNA, 1799 nt
Organism: Papaver somniferum (opium poppy)
Lineage: Eukaryota; Viridiplantae; Streptophyta; Magnoliopsida; Ranunculales; Papaveraceae
Product: U-box domain-containing protein 7-like
Exons: 2
Coding region: 281-1651 (456 amino acids)
Source: RefSeq, a predicted model, not a curated record
GAGAGAUCACAGAAUAUACUAUAAUAUCAUCGUGAUUAACUACAAAAUUAAUUCUAUAGAUCUUUUUUUGAUAGUACCAAUCCUUGGCUGUCUCUCUGUUCCCAAGUUUUAAAAUCCCUCUGUUUACGGGCCUCUGCAUGUGCUCUCUUCUCUUCCACCAUCUCCAUCUCUCUCUCUAAUAAGACCUAGCUGUGAAGUGUGACUGUGUUAAGUACAAUUCUUUACUGUCUUCCUUAAUUGUCUCUUCUCUUGUGUAUUUAGUGUACAAUUAGCAUCAGACAUGGUAACCACUUCUUCUUCCACUUGGUUCUUCUCGUACACUACAAAACUUCGAUUCUUAACUCGAAUUCAAAAGUUCUUUCUUCGUAGUAGAACUACCAUUACGAAUAAGCAGCACUACUACUCCAAAUCUUCAGAACAUCAUUACGAGCAGCAACAAGUCGUUGUAACAACUGUCCGAGAAGGAAACCAGAAAGAAGAAGAAACCAUGAUGAUGAGCAUAGAAAAUCAUCAUCCACUAAGGGAUUUAAUUAAAAUUGACGAAGAGAUGUCUGCGCUGACAAAUAAUAUGGUGUUGUUGAAAAGAUCUGUUAAGCAGCUUCACUUUGGUAGUUGGGAAGAAAAAGAAAUAGCUGCUAAGCAAAUAAAGAGAUUAGCCAAGGAAAAUUUGAAGACGAGAAAAUCAUUAGUAGCUGAACUUGGUGUUAUUCCUCCUCUUCUAUCCAUGCUUGAUUCGGAUAUCACUGACCGUAAGAGAUUAGCUAUUCAAGCUCUAAUCGAACUCGCCAAUGGAACUUACACUAACAAAGCUGUCAUGGUGGACUCGGGAAUUCUUUGGAAGCUGCCACGAAACGUCGAUAAUGAAGAUGAACCGACAAGGCAUGAUUUUGCAUUACUAGUAUUAUCUCUGUCGUCCUUGGCCAAUACCCAGUUCCCAAUUUCCUCUAGUGAGAUUCUCCCAUUUCUUAUAUCAAUUCUUGAUUCAGAUUCCGCAAUGGAUUCCAAGAAAACCUGUUUAGGUUCUCUAUACAACUUGUCUUCUAUGUUAGAUAAUGUAGGCCCAUUGGUUUCAACUGGUCUGGUAAAUACCUUAAUGGGUUUCUCAUCCGAUAAAGAAGUUGCAGAUAAAGCAUUAGCGAUAUUGGGGAACUUAGUGGUUACUGUAAUGGGGAAAAAAGCUAUUGAAAAUGAUUCAAUGGUGCCAGAAUGCUUCAUUGAAAUUAUGACAUGGGAUGAUAAACCAAAGUGUCAAGAGUUAUCUGCUUACAUUUUGAUGAUCCUUGCUCAUCAAUGUUCGGAACAAAGAACAAAAAUGGCUCAACUAGGAAUUGUUCCGGUUCUUCUUGAAGUAGCCUUACUGGGAAGUCCUUUAGCUCAAAAAAGGUCACUGAAGAUAUUGCAAUGGUUCAAGGAUGAAAGGCAAACAAGAAUAGGAGCUCAUUCUGGUCCUCAAUCAGGAAUCGACGUUGUGAUAGGCUCGCCUAUAAACCAACAAGAUAUGAAUGAAGGAAAGAAAAUUAUAAAGAAAAUGGUUAAACAAAGUUUAGAUAAGAACAUGGAAUCAAUUACAAGAAGAGCCAACGGUGGUGCUGAUUCUCUUAAGAUUAAAGCUUACGUUAUUAGCUCAAGUUCUAAAAGCUUGCCUUAUUGAGGGCUUUGUGUUGUGAUAGACAAACUCGACUUUCAAAAGUUCUUUGAAAUUUUGGUACCCGCUCCGGGCUGUGGUAUUUGUUGCUUGUAAAUUAUUCGGAAAAAUUCCCUGUUUUUGUGUUAACAAUAAGAUGCAUUAUCUUUUUUUU